CUCUGUCCAUGAGACAGCUGGUGUCUGUUCUCUGACUUCCAGCCUUUAACCACGUGCAUGUCAACCUCUUGAAAUGGGAUGGACUGUGGUCGAUUUGUGCCUUCACAGCAAGGCACGCCGUUUGGUGGGCCUGGGUAUAAAUUCAUGACAGGAACCUUGGAAAUACUGAGUGGAUCUAACAGGCUACUAAUCUUAUUAGAACUAACAAGAAAGUUUCCCUGGACUAGAGACUACUGCAAGAAUCCGGCUUUUGGGUGGAGAAGACGACAAGAACAGGUCUCAGGACCACAAUGAACAUUCAGUCUGCCAUCAACAAAGAGAUCUUCAUCCCUCGCAAUGAGCGGAUGCUGGUGGCAGUGGAGGUGAGGAGGAGGAAACGGAAGAGGAUGUCCUUCCUACCGACUGGAGCCAAAGGAGACUAUGCCACAUUCAUCUGUGUGUCAGUGACCAACACAAGGCCACAUCAGCUACUCAUUACAAAGGUGAAGCAAUUUGGAGGCUCCUCCUCCUUCACCAGGAGGUCCCAGUGGACAGUGGAGCAGCUCCGACAGGUCAACGGCAUCAACCCUAACAAGGACAGCCCAGAAUUUGACCUGGUUUUUGACAAUGCUGUGGACCAGUGGGUGGCCAGCUCAUCAGCAGAGAAGUGUAUCUUUGUCCAGAUCCUGUACCAUGCCUGCCAGACCUACUGGGAGGGCAAAGCAGAGAGUCUGGGAAAGGCUAGAAAGCUGAGCAAGCUGGGCAAACUGGGCAGCCAGAGGAGAGCGAGCCAGGGCGCUCACCGUGAGAUAGGAGCUGGUCCCAGUGAAGCUUCACCAGGCCCUGCAUCCAGAACCCUGCAGGCCCGACGUAAGAGCUACGUUCCUCCCAAACAGGCAGAGUUCAUCAACUGCCAGUCCAAACUCACAGGAGAUGCCUGCACCAUGAAUCUGGUCCUCUACCGUUGCAAAGCUUUCUUGAAUCGAAUGAAGAAUAUGAUUGCGACCCAGAGUCGAUCACCAGGUCGAGGUCAGCCUGAGAAGCGUGCCACAGGCAGCACUAUGGGUAAUGUAGUUCACAGGAUGAAUGUGGCUCUGGGAGAACGAGGAGACAGACUGACUCGUGCUGAGGACAAGACUGUGGAGCUGAUGCACAGAGCUCAGCAGUUUGCAGACACUGCUCACAAGCUGGCUCUGAAGUACUCAAAGUAGAGUCUGUUGGAGGAUGAGGAUGAGUUCUUCAGGAUGUGAAAAAUGAAUCCUUUAACAUGGACACUAACACUGUCUGGUGUGGUUUGGGCCCAGCUGAUGCAGCUAUAUCCUCAUGAAAGGCUGUUUGUGAGGAGACAACUGGAGAAGAGCGACUCUCAAGCUUUGGACUGUCACUAAACUGCUUCUUUUAAAACUGAGUGCAACAGAAAGAAAUAAAUACUCUGUCCUAGUGAUGUUAAUCUUUGGUUUAGCUGUUGGGGACACCUCUGCCCUAUGAUCUGAGGAUCAUCUGCACUGUGUUCAGUUUUAAUGUUUUACCUCUUCUCAGAUGAAUUAAGUAAUUUACAAGAAAAAGAACUACAGACCUUCCUGUGACAGUCGCUGAAUAAUUUUUACCUGCCUCACUUCAGGUAUGAGUGACAGCUGGUACUGCUCGGAGGGAAUGGUGUAUUUUUGGUAGUGUAACUGUGCAGGGUUUGGACUUUGUUGGAUUUAAUUGAACUAAAUGUUUGAUUUGACAUUACUCUGGAAUUUUUUAUCACCACUUGUUGUCUGUUCUGUGUUUCACAUAUGUGUUUGUAUGCAGCUUACAGUACAGUGUACAGUGCAGUGUCCUAUUGUCCAAUCUGUGUUGUCCAUAUCAAUGUGUCCUGAAAAUCAAAUUGUUACUUUAUAUUUCGUCUUCUGUACUUUGUCACCUGGUCUGUCUGUUGUUACUGUGUUUCAGUUUGUGUUGGAGUCUUGUCAUUGAGAGACAAGACUCUUGUCUCUGAGUGAGGGUAGAUCAGGUGGUUCAGGUAAGUCAGAGUAUUUUUAAUUGAGGGGAGUUCCACAAUGAACAGUGCGAGUGAAGAUGUUCUGUGCAGGAAUGUUAGGUUGAAAUGUUGACUUUGUUGUCCUUCAUGUAUAAGACUGAUUUAAACAGUGAGUGGUGUAUUUGAUUCUGGAGGCUUAAUUCAAGUACUUUGGUACAUUGAGAUAAGGGAAUUGAGGAAAUUAAAUCUAACCAAACUUCUCUGUUAUGCUAUGUUUAUCACUGUUGGGUACAAUUUUAAUGUGUAUGAUGAAAAUGUCUCUGAUGUAUUAAUCUUUGACAAUACUCCCACUCCUCUCGUUGACCCAAUUAAAUAAGACUGGACCUGUA
Molecule: messenger RNA, 2334 nt
Organism: Lates calcarifer (barramundi perch)
Lineage: Eukaryota; Metazoa; Chordata; Actinopteri; Centropomidae
Gene: stxbp6l
Product: syntaxin binding protein 6 (amisyn), like
Exons: 7
Coding region: 291-1190 (299 amino acids)
Source: RefSeq, a predicted model, not a curated record